Molecule: messenger RNA, 1197 nt
Organism: Vitis riparia (riverbank grape)
Lineage: Eukaryota; Viridiplantae; Streptophyta; Magnoliopsida; Vitales; Vitaceae
Product: B-box zinc finger protein 19-like
Exons: 6
Coding region: 148-780 (210 amino acids)
Biological process (GO): photomorphogenesis; regulation of DNA-templated transcription
Cellular component (GO): nucleus
Molecular function (GO): zinc ion binding
Source: RefSeq, a predicted model, not a curated record
AUUUUAAAAAGCAUUGCCCCGAUCUCCACUAUUUUUCUCUCUGCUGUGAUCAGUCAAAGUCUGUAAAUGGGACGGCGGAGAUGGCCUCGAAGCGGAGGAAGCUGAGAAGCUGAGAGAAAAAGAGAGAGUGUGUGGAGAGUAGGGACUAUGCGAACUCUUUGUGAUGCUUGCGAGAGCGCAGCAGCUAUCCUGUUCUGCGCCGCAGACGAGGCCGCCCUCUGCCGUGCCUGCGACGAAAAGGUCCAUAUGUGUAACAAACUUGCUAGUCGGCAUGUAAGAGUUGGGCUGGCUGACCCAAGUGAUGUUCCUCGAUGUGAUAUAUGUGAAAAUGCACCUGCUUUCUUUUAUUGUGAAGUCGAUGGAACUUCUCUUUGCCUGCAAUGUGAUAUGAUUGUACAUGUUGGAGGUAAAAGAACCCAUGGAAGAUAUCUGCUAUUAAGGCAGAGAGUUGAGUUUCCAGGGGAUAAGCCUGGCCGUCUUGAGGAACUAAGGUUACAAUCUGGUGAGCCUGGUGAAGCAAGAAGGGAGCAGAAUUGGCCACCUAUGAUGACAUUGAGAGAGACCCAGCCAAAUCAGAUGGCCUCUUCUGUUCCAAUGUUAGAGAAUAACACUCAUGGUGAUGGCAAGAUGGACAAUAAAUUGAUUGAUCUGAAUGCUCGGCCCCAAAGAGUACAUGGGCAAACUUCAAAUAACCAGAGUAUGGAUGUACAUAGUGGCACUAAUCAUGAAUCUGAAAGUGUAGUUCCUGUUGGAUCCUUCAAAAGAGAGCCUGAAAAGUAAGCAAGAUGUCGGACGCGUAUCUUUCACACAGCCUGUUGACUGGUUCAAGGACAAAUCUCUUUAGUCAUUUCUUCCAUAUUUAUAUGGGCUAGGUUUUUUCUCUUCUACUUCUUGGAGCAAAGCUGGUUAGACAAGGAGAGUUCUUACCCCUGCCAAAAGAAAUAUUUGCCUUAGGAAAAAACCGAAUUGUUAAUGGUGACGCUACUGUGGUUCUAGAACCCUCUGCAAAUUCUGUUACCAAUUGUUGCGCAGGUGAGGAAAAUGAUUGGAAAAAGGAACUUUCAUGCCAAGCAAAAAUGUUGCUAUAUAUCAAGAUAAUCUCCCAGUCUAAUGUUUGUAAGUAACUAUGAAUUUAUAAGGGAAUAAAAGAACUGUCCACAAAUGCAGUUGAUCCCUGUUUUGCAGCUUACUUGUCAA